This is a messenger RNA of Carassius auratus (goldfish), 729 nucleotides long. Its product is annotated as skin secretory protein xP2-like. The record is from RefSeq and is a predicted model, not a curated record. The transcript has 2 exons. Lineage: Eukaryota; Metazoa; Chordata; Actinopteri; Cypriniformes; Cyprinidae. Bases 1 to 729 code for a protein of 242 amino acids.
AUGGCUACCAUUCCAGAGCCUCGACCCAUAAUGGCUGCCACUCCAGAGCCUUCAGCCAACAUGACUGCCAUGCCAAAGACUCCAGCCCUCAUGGAUGCCACAAUCUUCAACCAUCAUAAAUGCCAUUCCAGUGUUCCGGUCCACGAGUCUGUUUCAGAGCCCACUCCAGUUCACGAGUCCACUCCUGAGCCCGCUCCAGUCCACAAAUCUGCUCAUAGGCCCACUCAAGUCCAGGAGUCUGUUUCAGAGCCCACUCCAGUUCAUGAGUUCGCUCCUGAGCCGGCUCCAGUCCUCAAAUCUGCUCAUUGGCCCACUCAAGUCCAGGAGUCUGUUUCAGAGCCCACUCCAGUUCAUGAGUUCGCUCCUGAGCCAGCUCCAGUCCACGAGUCUGCUCCUUGGCUCGCUCCAGUCCAUGAGUCUGUUUCAGAGCCCAAUCCAGUUCACGAGUCCACUCCUGAGCCAGCUCCAGUCCACGAGUCUGCUCCUUGGCUCGCUCCAGUCCAUGAGUCUGUUUCAGAGCCCACUCCAAUUCACAAGUCUGCUCCUGAGCCCACUCCAGUCCACGAGUCUGUUUCAGAGCCCACUCCAAUUCACAAGUCUGCUCCUGAGCCCGCUCCCAUCCACAAGUAUGCUCCUGAGCCCGCUCCAGUCCACGAGCUUGCUCCUGAGCCCGCUCCCAUCCACAAGUAUGCUCCUGAGCCUGCUUCAGUCCACAAGUCUUCUCCUUAG